Messenger RNA from Cylindrotheca closterium, 3327 nucleotides. The record is from the annotation of a GenBank genome assembly. NCBI's taxonomy places the organism in Eukaryota, Bacillariophyta, Bacillariophyceae, Bacillariales, Bacillariaceae.
AUGACGUCGCUGCUGAGAAGAAACAAGACCAAUACCAGUACGAGUACAACGAAAAGUCCAACGCCGUAUCCUCAAAAGCGAGACGACAUACCUUUGGAAAUCAUCAGCGAUGAAGGUUCGGUAGAGGACAAACCCAUGGACGAACGCAUUGAAGAUCGUCGUACCGAAAUGAUGCUCUGCAAUGUAACAGAAGACAUUGGCGCUAACCUGGCUGAGAACAAUCUCUGCGAUUAUACCAUGACCACUGUCGGACAAAUAUGUGGCAUGACUCCUAAAAGUAAGGAGGAAAAGCCCACGGGUCCUCGCAGCAUUCCGGACGCUGCCUUUAGAACGGGAGCGGACGAACACACGUCCAUUGAAGUGGAAUAUGUGGAACCUCGUCUAAGAAAACCCAUUUCCAAAAAGGUGGCGCAAGAAACUGCUCCACCACUAUCCGAAGACACUACCAAGAGGAAGUUGCUACUCCAAAACUUGAACGACAAAGCUCGAGAAGACUACAAGAAGGAAGUCCGAACCUCACCUCAAGAGUUCCCGGACGACGAGUAUGCCCAAAAUACUAUCUACAACUCGUUCUCUCAACCAGAAAAGCGCAAGUUCAUCAAGCUCAUUUCGCUCAAUGUCACUCCUACCGACGCUGCCAAUCAAGUCUUGCGCGAGCGACGAGAAGGUCUCGAAGCAUCUCAAGAACAAGCCAAGUCUCCUUCCAAAAAGAAGGGUCUCGCAAAAUUCUUUUCCAAAAAGAAGGUGACCGACGAGCCGGAAGAAGAACCAGAAAUUGAAAAGCCGGAAUUUUCCAAUUCGGGCAUCAACUAUUACGAUGCAGUCCGCAAGGUGGACGCAGAAGGCUACAAGGAACCAGUCGAAGAAGAUCCUGCAGCGGACGCCAAGAAAACCAAGAAGAAGAAAUCGAUUCUUCCGUCGUUCAAAAAGAAGCGAUUUGUCAAAGUCUCGGGUGUGGAGCCCAAGAACGCCAAGUCAACUCCUGCUGCUCCUGCUGCCAGUGACAAUAACAAUCGUGCUCUGGCGGCUGGAGCUGCCGUGGCGGGUGCUGCCGCGGUGGGAGCGGCUGCCGUGGCCUCGGGCAGCAACGAUGAGGAGGAAGAUUCGGAAGAAAACCCUGAAGACGAAAACUGGAUGCCACCACCACCUCCUCCAGGCGCUACUUCCAGAGGAGUCAUGACGGAAGAAGAAGUCCUUCGGGAUUUGGCCAUGGCGGAUACGGGAGACAUUCGCGAAGAAAAGAAACUCGAAGAUGACAUGGCAGCACAAUUGCUCGGCCCCAUGUCUGCUAACCAAGCCAACAAGACUCAAAUCAAUGAUGAGAAUCAAGAACUGGACGACAUUGAUACCUACCUCAAGUCGACUGAAUCAAGCUAUGGAGGUGUCAGUUUGAAUCCUGGCAAUGUGCCCGAUCACAUGACGGUUGGUAGUUACAAGACUGCGGCUACCAAUGCCACAACUUCGACUCGUGCCAGACGACCAGGUCAAGCCCAAAAGCGCAUGCAGCAACAAAAGGCUGCUGAAAUCCAACGCACAAGAUCAGGCAAUCAAGUUCGUGGUUGGCAAGAAACGAUGCAAAAGGCAGCUGCCGAAAACAAUCGUACUUGGGAUCCGCAACGAGGAUGGGUGGAUUAUGGUGAUCCAAAUGCUCCUCCUAUUCCACACUAUACUACCGCGGAUGAGCUAUCAACACCGCCACCAGCAGCAGCAGCAGCAGCAGCAGCACAAGUGGACCACCGUGGUCGUGGAAUGGCGGCUCCUACCGGUCAAGAUCCACAAGGAUGGGCUGAGACCAUGAAGGCGGCCAGCGCUCGAUUGCUUCAAGCAGGAAAGCGCUGGGAUCCGGAUCUCGGCUGGGUCAGUACUGGAAGUCCCGAUGGCAAGGCAGUUCCACGUCAAGACGAUGGUAAUGUCAAUACCCAAGAUGCGUCAGAUACUGCUGACUUUGGUGGUACUGGACUCUUGGAGGGAGAAGGGCAAGACGAAAAGUUGAUGAUUUACGAAGACGAGAAUUCAGAAUCGGAAUCUAACAAGAUGAGGGCUCCUUCUCCUCUGGUGCAAGUCAAGAAGGAAAAGGUGGACGACGAGGAUGCGGAAUAUUUUAAGUCACCGCGUGGUGGUGGUCCAGUGGACCUGGACGAUGAAGUGGAAGACGACAAACAAGAACAAGCUCCAAAGUCCACCAAGGGAAUCCCAAAAUUGAAAGGACCCAAACGAGAUACGUCGCCUGUCCGAGGACGACGCAGUGCGGGUAAUACUCCUGAGGGGAAUGAAGAAGAUAAUCGCAAGUCUUCGGAAUGGAAGACCUUUUUGGCUAGAAAGCAAGCGGCGGAAGCAGACCGCCAAGAUCAAGACAAGCAAUCGGAAGUAGCAUCGGAAGCCAGCACGGCAGCUAUGCAAGGACCAAAUACUUUUAUGGGGAGGCUGCAAGCGUGUGCGGCCCCAAUCCUCCCUACCAAUAGGGCAAUGAACGGGACCUCCCCGCAGAGUGGUUCGCGACUAGCCGCCCUCUGCGGUCGACCCGAUAUGAUUCAUGAGGAAAUUGAUGGAGAAUCCAUUACCACCGAGAACACUCCCAAGGAAGUUCGAGAUCGAUCGAGGUCGAGGACGCGCUCGAGCAAGAGCGACGUGAGUAGCGUCAUUUCCGAUGAAAUGAGUGGUUCGAAGGCUGCGUUUUUGGAAUCCAUGGCCAUGAAAGCAGUGGUUUCGAGCAAGGGUAAGAGAAGGUCUCCUGGUUCGGAUGCUGGAAGUUCUGCUUCGUAUGGUCAACGAAGUUCUGCUUCGUAUGGUCAACGGAGUUCUUUGGGCGCUUCUCCAAGUUCAACUGCUGGAAGUGCGUCAUCCACCAAGUGGCAACAGUUCUUGGAAAAGAAGAAGGCUGAGAAUGGUGGUGGAAGUGUGGUAGGUGCCAGAUCACAAGCCAGUACUUCCAUUUCACGAGCUGCCGAAAAGUAUGCCGCCAAGAAGGCGGAAGAGAUGAUGGAAACCCAAAACUCGACUCCUACUGGUGGUUCUUCCUUCAAGCCCCGUCCGAUGGAAGAAUCUACUGGUGCCUUCCCCAAGCCAGCUCGAAUUGUCACUUCUCCAGAAACCCCAAGCAGCGAGCGUCCGCAAAUGCUUCCGUUUGAUACACCCAAGAGUUCUUCCCAAAUUGCAGCCGAAGAAGCCAGAGCGGCCCGACUGUCCGUAACGACUUCGACUCCCACGAGAUCACGAGCUCAUUUGCCUUUUGAGCCGCAAAAGAGCGAAGCGCAAAAGGCUAUCGAAGAAGCCAAGGCAAAGCGAAUGAAUUCCUUGAGGGCCAGUUUGAGUUCACCACGAGACUAG